AUCGGAGUAGUUUGCGGUUGCGGCAGCGAGAAAAAAUUUCGAUUUCAUUCAACUUUGUAUUCGCCUCCGACUCUCCAUCGCAUUUUUCUUGUUUAAAAGUUCAAUUUGUUUCAAAAAGUUACCUACCGCAUCAUUGAAAGUUUUAGUAACAUUUAUAUAUUCUUUAUUGGUGAACAGUUUAUCGAUUUUAAGAAGACAAUCAUUUGCAACCGAUUUGAAAAGUUUUGAAAAUGGCUCAUAGAAACUGGGAUUUAGCUUGUAAAGUAUACAUCGGAAAUUUGGGAGAUAGUGCUUCCAAACAUGAAAUCGAAUCCACAUUCAAUAAAUAUGGUCCUCUGAAGAAUGUUUGGAUCGCCAGAAACCCUCCCGGAUUUGCAUUUGUCGAAUACGAAGAUCCACGUGAUGCUGAAGAUGCGGUUCGUGGGCUUGACGGAACGCGCUUAUGCGGGAAUCGUAUUAGAGUGGAAAUGUCUUCAGGUCGUUCCAGACAACAAUCUCGUGGUGGUCGAGGUGGCGGUGGUGGAGGCGGUAGAGACUAUCGUCGUUAUGGAGGAAAUGAUAACUAUUCAUCGAGGAGUCGUGGAAGUUACAGGAAAUCUGGAGAUGAAUUGAGUCACCUUUUCUCCUUACCUCCAUUAACAUACUCUACCAGUAUUUGUACUGCGUUUUAUUUCGUAUAAACACCAGACACACCUUUAUCGUGGUUCAACCAGACGCUUAAAUAUUCUUCGUUCAGAAUCGUUGCGCCGAAGAGUUGCUUCUGUGAUGACGCGACUAACGAAAAUAUCACACCGCCUGAUUUCUUUGAAACGAAAUUUUGGCGUUUUUUCUUGUUCGUUUUAUUCGUGUGAUCGCAGAAGUGCGUGCGUUAAGCUUAAACUAAAUCAAAACAUCUGAGAAACGAUAGUGAAGCCGUAUAGCCCGCAUUACAUGAAAAAUCAGUCUUCAUACCAUUUCUUCUUUUCCACGACGAAUUGAUUACCUGUGUGGGGCACUUUAUCUGGCAUUAUCAGCAAAUUCUUGACAACAAUAAAUAACUUUUGUUCGAUACAAUUACUGCCUACGGGUUUACCACCAUUCGCCUUAAAUCUCUACUCUACACUGCACAGCUCAGAUUUUUUUCAACCUUACAGAAUCUUCUGUGUUAAUACCUUCUUAGUAAUAAAAACGCUGUUGAAUUUUAAUAUUUAUUUGCGAUCACUGAUUUACAUCUCGUUCACGUUCUCCAAAACGUCAUGCAUCUCGUUCAAGAAGCGCCUCUCCAAGACAUUACCGUCAAGAUUCGCGAGAAAGACGAUAAUUUUUCCGAGUUCCGUUGUCGUGGAUUUCCAUGCAGUUUUAAUGUGAGUCAUUUGGCUUCUUCUCCAAUGACAAGUUCCAUGAAUUGUUGGCUAAUUUAUUUAUUCUUUUUUUUUCGCCAUAAAGAAUUCAUCGAUCAUUUUUACUAAUGAUUUUAAUGUAUUUUUAUUUAAUAUAUUUAUUUUACAAUUGUAAUAUUAUUUUAGGAUUUCGAUUCAUUGCUGCUAAUGUCAUUGUGUACUUGACGUGAAAACCAUGGCAUCGCAUUUUUCGGCUGGUACUCAUAUAAUUUUUUUCACUUUCGCGUGCUUAAAAUACUUCUAUCAAAAUCAAUUUUAGCGCUUUUUUGUAUUUAUUUUAUGUAUGAUACGGUACAUGACUAAGAGUACCCUUGAAUGUUUCUUUGCCUUUUUGUUUACUUCUUUUUCAAAUUUUUUUCUUUUAUGUACGAAACUGUGUUUAUUCCUGUAGUUCAGUUGUUUUUAAUUCAACGAAAAAAUAAAUACGCUGUUCGUUUCAUUUUUUAA
Molecule: messenger RNA, 1826 nt
Organism: Planococcus citri (citrus mealybug)
Lineage: Eukaryota; Metazoa; Arthropoda; Insecta; Hemiptera; Pseudococcidae
Product: RNA-binding protein 1-like
Exons: 5
Coding region: 231-680 (149 amino acids)
Biological process (GO): mRNA splicing, via spliceosome
Cellular component (GO): nuclear speck
Molecular function (GO): RNA binding
Source: RefSeq, a predicted model, not a curated record